AUGGUCAGAGGAUUGCCUGCAAAGGUCAUUGUGAGAGGGCUGCCUCCUAAAUUAAGUGCUGAUGAUUUCAUCAGAAUUGUUGACCCGCUACCCUCUCACACCUACUUUAGGUUUUGCGGUGCUGAUGACUCAUUGGGUGGUCUGGGGCUGACGCGGGUUUACAUUACAUUCAACGACAUAGAUUCUCUAUUUGAUUUCAAAGAAAGGUUUGAUGGCUACAUUUUUUUGGAUUGCGAGGGAAAUGAGUCCUCUGCACUUGUAGAGUUUGCCGUUUGCCAGGCAUUGGCAAGUGCUAAAGGCUAUUCAGACGAUAAUAAGGGAGGGAAAGUGGACAAAAAACAGGGUUCCUUGUUGAAAGACUCAGCAUAUUUGAAGUUUAUGAACUCGCAAUCUGCUGAAGUUUGUGCCGAAAUAUCAGAAUCAGAGUCUAAAAAAACUCCCUGGGAAUCCAUUUUAGAUGAUCUCCAAAACAAGGAAGCGAACGCUCUUCAGACACAAACUGUCACACCACUGUUAACCUACCUAAAUAACCGUGGUGGAGAUAUUAGACGUAAAGAUGAAGAAUCAUCACGUCACAGGCAGUUUAGACAAGGUAAUGCAUCUGUCAUCAAGAAAACUCCGAAAGUAGACAAAUCUGUACGAAGUCAUCCAUCAGUUAGACGACCUCAUGAAUUAAAACGUAUUUCUUCUGAUCGCAUUUGCGAGGUUUCAAACAAAGAAAACCCUCAACAUGAUAGCACGGAAGAUUUAACGAGAGUUGAUCCAAAAAUGCAAAAGAAUAAGAAUCCAGAAAAGUUGAUCACAUUGGAUGCAAAUGAAUUUCCUGCUAUGCAAAGUUCCUGUCAGCGUCCAAACAGGUCUACAAAUCAGUGUUCGAGUUGGCCAUCAUUUCGGGCAUCAAACAUUUCAGACGCAACUUCAGAAAAACCUAGUGCAUCAGCGUCCAGAAAAUCAGCCAUUAUAGCGGACUCAAAACCAUUUUCGGGGAUUUCGGAUUCUAGUUCAGAAAAUAGGGUUAGAAUAAACCUUUCAGAAUUAGAAGGACACAAAUCAUCAGAAUGUGUGAUAAAACCAACAUCAAAAGAAUCACUACCAAAAUGUCAAAACGAACAAACUUUGAACAGCCAAAGUGAGCCAAAACAUAACGACCAGAGUUCAACUCAAGGCAACGCUUUACGAACUAAAAAGGGGAAUUAUUUCUCUGCCCGUCCAUCUGCUUCUGUCAAUCAAACGCGAAAACAUUCAAUAGUACCAGCCGGAGGAAAACGGGAUUCAGAUGCAAAUAUGCAGAAUUACACUUCAUCCUGUCAGGUUGAUGACCAAGAAAAUGAAUUUAGUCAUGAACGAUACAACAACUUUUCGAAGUCUGGGAUUCGUGGUCGCGAUAACCGACGUGGUACCGUCUCCAGUCAUGAGGUACUUCAUAAUUCGUCUCGCGAUUCCUAUAAGGGAUCUCAACCGAGCUCCAGAGAGACUGUUAACCGUGGUUAUGACUAUCAAGGAGAAGGAGAGUCCGUCAGAAGUGACUAUUAUUCUGAUCAACAAAAUUCAAAUGCUCGGUUUUCUGGUGCUUCUCGAAAUUUGUUUAUCGCCGUCCUGGUAAUUACGCUUCUCGUGGUCGUGGUUCUGGUUACUAAGUGUAUCUUCACAAAUAAUUGA
Messenger RNA from Schistosoma curassoni, 1659 nucleotides. Lineage: Eukaryota; Metazoa; Platyhelminthes; Trematoda; Strigeidida; Schistosomatidae. The record is from the annotation of a GenBank genome assembly.